Molecule: messenger RNA, 402 nt
Organism: Caenorhabditis briggsae
Lineage: Eukaryota; Metazoa; Nematoda; Chromadorea; Rhabditida; Rhabditidae
Exons: 2
Coding region: 1-402 (133 amino acids)
Source: RefSeq, a predicted model, not a curated record
AUGAAGUUCCUCCUUGUACUCUGUGCCCUAGUAGCCUUCGCUUUUGCAAACUACGGCGUCAGCAAUGACAACUACCAUGUGGGAGGCUAUGGACAUCAUGAUAACUAUAUCGACAGUCCAUUCUACAAAGAGCCGCAUCACAAACACCGCCGUGGAAGACACGGAAGACACGGAAGACGUCAUCGUGGAGGCCGUAGUUCUUCGUCUUCUUCAAGUUCAAGCUCCGAAUCUCGCUCUUAUGAGUCUCGCUCGUACGAGAGAGAUUACUAUCCAUACCCACACCAUGUGCCAAGCUAUGGAAAUGUUGCUCAUGAGGCUCCAGCUGCUACAGCUUACGGAUCUCCAUCCAACGAUGUUCCUGCUCAAGCUCCAUACGGUGUGAACACAUUUGGAAAGAAGUAA